Messenger RNA from Aureobasidium musti, 1896 nucleotides. The record is from the annotation of a GenBank genome assembly. Lineage: Eukaryota; Fungi; Ascomycota; Dothideomycetes; Dothideales; Saccotheciaceae.
AUGACUGGUGUUGAUAUGUGUAACAGANCGCUAUUGGACGCAAGCAAACGCUCGGCUCUGGACACGACUGCCGAAAUUGACCUCUCGAGCGAAGAAGACUCCAUCACAUCGCUGGCUACUCUGGCUUCCAAGGACGGUCUCAUCACGCUAGCUGGCAUCAAUUCCUCAGAAGCGGACCAGAAGGCCGGCAAGAAUGAACAUUUGCGUACAUUCGAUAUCAGAUACCCAAAGAAGAAGCAGGCUUCGGAAGAGAAGCAAGACAGCGAAGCUCAAGAUGGUUCAAUUUCUUUCGUUGGAAAGGCAUCGCUCUUCCAACCAGCAACGGGCCCCAAGCCAGAAACAUAUCAGCGUGUGUUGCGACUAUCGCCCACCUACAAGCGCGACUCGCCAAACAAGCGCAUUGGAGCCGUUGCGACUGGACUAGCCAAGCGUUCCGAGAUUGUCGUCUUCGAUGCCACAAAGACACCUACAACCGAUGCUGAGAUCAUCGCUCGUAUUCCCAUGCGCGACAAUGCCGAAGCUGCCGACCUGGACAUCACUGAGCUGGAGACCAACACUNUUUCCAUCACCUGGGCUACCGACUAUGAUGUCUACGAGCAGACGGUCAUGUACAACUUUGACACCAAGAAGGCCACCUUUUCUCCUACGAACCCGCGCAAAGUCUACUCUAUCCCUAAGCCUGAGGAUGCUAGAAAACCUGCGCGUCCCAAGUACCGUGCUAUCAGAUGGUUGGGUAAUGAAGAUGUGCUGCUCUUGAGCAACCUGCCCAAUCGCUCUGGUGCCGAGUUGAGCAUUGUUCAUCUCUAUCCAUCCGGCCCAGCAUUGAUGGUCAAGAAUAAGGUCUUGCCCGGUCAUGUCAAGCAAGCUGUUGGUCUCGACGUCUGCAGUCUGGAUUCGGAUAAGCCUGGAAACAAGCAAGUCGUUGUUGCCAUUGCCAGUCACGACAUUUCCAUCCCUGUUUAUACUCUUGACUACAACGCCAAUACCCACACCUUUGGCAAGUUCAAGCGCUUUACCACUCUUCGCGAUGUACACCCGCUACAGAUGACCUGUCUUCGCUUCUCACCUUUCCACAGCCCUGUUCGCGCGCCUCCGCCCGAGCAAGAUAAGAAAGGCAAUGCCUUGCCUAUCAAAAACCCAGUCCACCCCGGUCCACAAUAUAUCAAGCUUUGCAGCACCAGCAUGGGCAAUACUGUCGUCGUGGACACUUUCGCUCUUGUCCCAUCAGAGCCUGCAGACCGCCUGAGUCGUUAUGUUCUCUUACAUCCAUCCGACGAGCUUCGCCAGCGUACAACGUACGGCAUCCUCAUCGGUUUUGCCGUCCUGAUUUUCGCUGUCCUGCUCCAGUCCAUGUACUCGAACGAUCCCUUCGCUCCUGGUCUCGCCGACUUCAUCCCUCUACCAGCAUCAUGGCAACGCACUCUUUCGCACCCUGCAAGUAUCGCCGACAGUAUAGGUCGCAAGGGCUGGGAACCCAUCGUCGAUGCCGCAUCUUCAGUUUCAUCUGUCGCAUCAUCCGUCACCUCCGCCGUCCCCUCUGCAGCUUCCUCCGUCAUGGCUGCCCCCCGUGUCAAAAUUGCCGAUCUGAUAAGCAUGCACUUUGCACUUCCCGGCGGCUCAAACCCUGAAGACAAAGCCGUCAUUGUUCGCGAUGAGGGCCAAGGCAAGAACCUCGCACUUAGUAUGUGGGAUAAANAAGAGUAUUUGAAGCAAGACGAGAAAGCUAGACAUUGGCAUGAGUUGAAUGAUGAAGAACAACAUGUUUGGAGGAAGAGGUUGGUUGAUGCGGGGCAUUGGACAGUUGAGGAGGGAGAGACUAUUCUCAAGGGAGUUUUGUUUAGUAGUUGGGCUGGGUUUGUGGGGAGGGUUGCUGGGGAGGCCAUUAGAGAGCUUUAA